AUGGAAAGUGAGAAUCUUCGACUGGAUUUACGAAUUGGAAGCGGAAAGGAACAAAAGGGGCAGGCCAAAAUAGCCAUAAAAAAAUCCACAGUCCGGCGUUCGAGAAAAGGGUGCAUGAGAGGCAAAGGUGGUCCUGAUAAUGCCUUCUGCACUUACAGAGGUGUACGGCAGAGGACAUGGGGCAAAUGGGUGGCCGAAAUCCGGGAACCAAAUCGUGGUGCAAGGGUUUGGCUCGGCACCUUCAAAACUUCACUGGAGGCAGCGCGUGCUUAUGAUGAUUCAGCCAAAAGGCUGUAUGGGAGUAGCGCCAAACUCAAUUUGCCUGACGAUCAUGUGCACCAGUUUUCUUCACCUUCGCCAAGUAAUUUCACUCUCUGUGAUUUUUCUGUGCCUGAUUAUUACGAAAAUGUGAAUGAAAAUGAGAAUUCUGUACUGGAUGAAGCUUGCAUGUUUAGAGAUAUUAAUGGGGAGUAUGUGCCGUGGGAUACUCCGGCGCCAACCUUGCUUGAUGAGAAACAAAAUCUGAAUUGGCCGGAAUUUCCCGUGGAGAAUGAUUUUCACUGCUCUUAUGGCGGAGAUUUCAACACUCGUUGGGACGAAUGUCAAGUUCCAUGGACCUAG
This is a messenger RNA of Fraxinus pennsylvanica, 621 nucleotides long. NCBI's taxonomy places the organism in Eukaryota, Viridiplantae, Streptophyta, Magnoliopsida, Lamiales, Oleaceae. The record is from the annotation of a GenBank genome assembly.